AUGUUUUGCCCUAUACACCCCCCAAAAAUUCUCUCUCGCCAGAAUACUCUCUCUAUCUCUCCAGUGCGAGACGCAGCAGCGAGUGAGUUCCUUCUGAUUCUUUUCCUCGUCGACAGUGAGCAGCUCGGCCGCUAUAUCCCUGUCAAGCGCCUGCCUGAGUCGACCACGACUCGGAUCGCGUCUCGCAUCUCUCAUCGUCGCUGCUCUCCACACCUCUCCGUUGUACGUUUCCCUCCUCGACUUCUCGACCGCUUGACGCUCUGGACGACCAGCAGCACCCCUUCGCGGGAGCCAUACGCAGCUGAAAAGCCUGCGUUCAGCCCUCAUUUCCAGGAGCACGCUAUUGUUAACCCGCCCUGUCCGCCGCCGCCGCAGAUCACGCAGCAAGCGAUCUAUAGUCGUCUGCCCUGCAGCUCGUACUUUCGCCCGCUGUCUGUUGACGCAACUGCUUCACGCAUCCCUUACGACCUCGCAUGCUGGCUGCACUCUAACCACCACCUCCUCUCCAAAGCAGCCGCUCUUCGUGGUCCACAGUCGACACAAACUGCCAUCCCGUGCCUCGACCUCGCCUGGAACGCGCAUCUUAGCACGAGGCAGCCCACGCAAGACAACCCUGGACGCCACAUCCUCACCCCGGCGACAGCUCAACCCACUAACCCUCGCAUGAGUGUGGCCUCUCGCUCACACUCGCGGCACUCCACCGCAUCCUCCACCGUCGUCACCUUUGGCGCUGCCCAACCUAGGUGA
Molecule: messenger RNA, 747 nt
Organism: Dothidotthia symphoricarpi CBS 119687
Lineage: Eukaryota; Fungi; Ascomycota; Dothideomycetes; Pleosporales; Dothidotthiaceae
Exons: 2
Coding region: 1-747 (248 amino acids)
Source: RefSeq, a predicted model, not a curated record